Synchiropus splendidus (mandarinfish) is the source of this 2013-nucleotide messenger RNA. RefSeq names its product NLR family CARD domain-containing protein 3-like. NCBI's taxonomy places the organism in Eukaryota, Metazoa, Chordata, Actinopteri, Syngnathiformes, Callionymidae. The coding region runs from base 1 to 2013 and encodes 670 amino acids. The record is from RefSeq and is a predicted model, not a curated record. Gene Ontology annotation, molecular function: protein binding. The transcript has 8 exons.
AUGGACCUGAGUCUCCUGAGGAGAGAGAGGACCAUCAGAGCUCAGAGCUUUUCAGUGGUCAGCAACAUCCGGACUCCGCACGGCAGGUAUGAACAUGGACAACGACUGGAGCAGAAGUUCCUCAGCUAUCUGUUCAUCUUGGACGGUCUGGACGAGUGUCGACUCCCUCUGGACUUCAACAGUCGGGUCCUGACAGCAGCUACAGAGUCCACCUCAGUAGACGUCCUGCUGACCAACCUCAUCAGGGGGAAGCUGCUUCCCUCAGCUCAGCUCUGGAUCACCACACGACCUGCAGCAGCCAAUCAGAUCCCUCUUGAGUGUGUGGACAUGGUGACAGAGGUCAGAGGGUUCACUGACCUCCAGAAGGAGGAGUACUUCAGGAAGAGGUUCAGAGAUGAGGAGCAGACCACCGUCAUGUCUCACAUCCGGAGAUCACGAAGCCUCUACAUCAUGUGUCACAUCCCCAUCUUCUGCUGGAUCACUGCCACAGUUCUGGAGGACAUGUUGAAGAGCAGAGAGACCGGAGAGCUGCCCAAGACCCUGACUGAGAUGUACAUCCACUUCCUGGUGGUUCAGGCCAAAGUCAAGAAGCUCAAGUACCAUGGAGGAGCUGGGACCGACCCAGUUUGGGAUCCUGAGAGCAGGAAGAUGAUGGAGUCUCUGGGAAAACUGGCUUUUGAGCAGCUGCAGAGUGGAAACUUGAUCUUCUAUGAAUCAGACCUCACAGAGUGUGGCAUCGACAUCACAGCUGCUGCACUUUACUCAGGAGUCUUCACACAGAUCUUCAGAGAGGAGAGAGGACUGUACCAGGAGAAGGUCUUCUGCUUCAUCCACCUGAGUCUCCAGGAGUUUCUGGCUGCUCUUCACGUCCACCUGAAGUUCUUCAACUCUGGAGUCAAUGUUCUCCAUUCACAACAAAAAUCCAAACCGUCAAACAUUUUCAGGAAGAAACGUCAUCCAGGACAGUUCUACCAGUCAGCAACAAGUGUUGCUUUAGAAAGUCCAAAUGGACAUCUGGACUUGUUCCUGCGCUUCCUUCUGGGUCUUUCUCUGCAGACCAGCCAGAGGCUCCUUCCAGGUUUGUUGACACAGACAGGAAGUAGCUCCUGGACCCAUCAGGACACAGCAGAGCUCAUCAAGAAGAAGAUAAGGGAGAAAGUGUCUCCAGAGAGAAUCAUCAAUCUGUUCCACUGUCUGAGUGAAGUGAAGGACACUUCUCUAGUGGAGCAGGUCCAACAGCAGCUGAGAUCAGGACGUCUCUCCACAGAUCAACUGUCUCCAGCUCAAUGGUCCACCCUGGCCUUCAUCUUACUGUCCUCAGAGGAAGAUCUGGACGUGUUUGACCUGAAGAAAUACUUUACUAGUAAUCACGCUUUCCUGAAGAAUUACCCUCUUUCAGAGGAGGCUCUUGAGAGGCUGCUGCCGAUGGUCCAAGCUUCAAAGAAAGUUCUACUGAGCAACUGUGACCUGUCAGAGAGAAGUGGUUCCCUUCUGUCCUCAGUCCUCAGCUCUCCGUCCUCUAGUCUGACACAACUGGACCUGAGUGAGAACAUCUACCUGAAGGAUGCAGGAGUGGAGCUGCUGUCUGCUGGACUGAAGAGUCCACACUGUCACCUGGAGACUCUCAGCCUGAGCUUCUGUGGACUGUCAGAGAGAAGUGGUUCCCUUCUGUCCUCAGUCCUCAGCUCUCCGUCCUCUAGUCUGACACAACUGGACCUGAGUAAGAACAGGGACCUGGAGGAUGCAGGAGUGGAGCUGCUGUCUGCUGGACUGAAGAGUCCACACUGUCACCUGGAGACUCUCAGCCUGCGCAGGUGUGGACUGUCAGAGAGAAGUGGUUCCCUUCUGUCCUCAGUCCUCAGCUCUCCGUCCUCUAGUCUGACACAACUGGACCUGAGCUGGAGCAACCUGAAGGAUGCAGGAGUGGAGCUGCUGUCUGCUGGACUGAAGAGUCCACACUGUCACCUUGUCCCCGCCCCUCAGUACCUGAUUGACAUGUCGCAAAUACCAUGA